Messenger RNA from Meira miltonrushii, 1695 nucleotides. RefSeq lists its product as uncharacterized. NCBI's taxonomy places the organism in Eukaryota, Fungi, Basidiomycota, Exobasidiomycetes, Exobasidiales, Brachybasidiaceae. Gene Ontology annotation, molecular function: 3-beta-hydroxysteroid 3-dehydrogenase (NADP+) activity. The annotation marks the transcript as partial. The transcript has a single exon. The record is from RefSeq and is a predicted model, not a curated record. Gene Ontology annotation, cellular component: endoplasmic reticulum membrane; mitochondrial outer membrane; lipid droplet.
AUGGCCACCUCUUCUUCUUCUAAACAGACAGAUAAAUCUCCAAGGCCGGUGAUCGUAAUCACUGGUGCGAAUAGUGGGGUAGGAUUCGGCUUAGCACAACGUCUUUUGGUACAACUUUCUUCUCCUACACCUUCUGAUACGCUCCCCACACAUCCUCAUUUAACAAAGCGAGAUAUUACCGUUCCACCAACUCCAUUCGCAGCACCGGAAGGAUGUACGUUGGUGAUGGCAUGCAGAAAUGCAAUGAAAGCACAUAGAGCACGAGCUCAACUGUUGAACUUGUUACAUUAUUUGGAAGAAUUACCCGAUGAAGCAGAAACACCAACCCAUAUUCCAGUAGCUGUUCUUGAUCAGAGUACCGAUAUCAAAAUUAAUGGACAUAUUGAUGAAGACGCAGACCCUGCACUAGUCGCACAAGCAAUGGAAGCAAGUUUAAGGAGAAGGAGGAGGCGAAAUGCAGCCAUUAGCAAUGCAAAGGAGAAUGGAUUCAGUGUUGCUGGAGAAGGAUCUGAACCAAAAGAUCUAACACGAGAUCCAAGAACGGGACGUACAUAUUCUAUGAGAGAAAGAGAAGCAAAAGCUCGUGGAAGGUACAGAAGAAGAUUCGUUGCUGGAACAAAGAUUGAAAUUCAAGCGAUUGAUUUGGGCAGUAUGGCUUCCGCAUUACAAUGUGCAAAAGAUAUCACUGCUAGACAUGGAUAUGUUACACACGUUGUGAUGAAUGCUGGAAGUGCUGCAUUUACUGGUAUCAAUUGGCCACAUGCGAUUUGGAUGAUGAUGAUCAACUUUCACAAAGCGGUUACCUAUCCAGCAUACAAGACCCAACGAGCAGGAGACGUGGGCAAAGAUGGAUACGGAUGGGUUUGGCAAGCCAAUGUAGGAGCGCAUUAUAUCCUUGCACGAGCUCUUCUACCAGCCUUACGUGCGACGCCAUAUUCGACUCCAAGUAGAAUCAUUUGGACCAGUAGCUUGGAAGCCAGCGAAGCCGCAUACGAUCCAACAGAUUUUCAAUGCACAGACAAAGCCAAGUCACCCUAUCCAUACGAAAGCGUAAAAUACCAAUGUGAAUUGGCAGCUCAUGGACUGGAGGAUCUGCUGAACAAACGUCGACUACGGACUGAGCCUGGAACACCAUUGAUCGAUGAAGCUGGAUCAUAUCUGGACAUGAGAGGAGCAAAUCAUGCCGGCCAUACGAUGGAGCCAAAGAGUUUAUUAGCUCAUCCUGGUGUGGUAGCAAGUAGUAUUUUUGCUGAAUGUUUGAAUGCAUUCCUUGCUGCGAUGAUGCAUUUAGCAUUUUAUUUUGCCCGUUGGACGUUUUCACAACAUCAUUGUAUUGAAGGAUAUAAAGGUGCAAUUGCUGCUUCUCAUGUUGCUUUGGCGCCUUUGCCUUUGCUGGAUCCUAAUGCACGUUAUGGAAGUCAAUGCGAUUGGCAUGGUCGUGAGUACGUUUUCAAAGGUCAAAAGCUUGCUUGGAAUGCAGAAGAGCCUUCAGGAUUGGCAAAAGAAGCAAAGACUUCGAUUGUUGAGAAAUACCUGAAACGCAAUACCAAUCAUGGCUUACCCGCAAGACCGUCUGAAGUUGUGAAUGCACUUUCGCGUGAUUUGAUCAUUCGAUGUGAAGGUGUUGCAAGAAGUGUUUGGAAACAAGCACAUGAUGGAGCGCUGGCACCUUUUGGUGAAUUGGAAAUGGAAGAA